Molecule: messenger RNA, 4153 nt
Organism: Myxocyprinus asiaticus (Chinese sucker)
Lineage: Eukaryota; Metazoa; Chordata; Actinopteri; Cypriniformes; Catostomidae
Gene: apof
Product: apolipoprotein F
Exons: 2
Coding region: 215-1567 (450 amino acids)
Biological process (GO): cholesterol metabolic process
Source: RefSeq, a predicted model, not a curated record
UCCAUAGAGCACAUCAACCCUCUCCACGUGAUGCCACAUUCAUCACUGGGCAAUGGGGCCAGUGAGAGUGACAGAAAGAGAGAGAGGGCUACAAAAAAAAAAAAAAAAAAAAAAAAAAAAAAAAAAAAAAAAGAGGGGGAUGUAUAUGUUUUUGUGAAAGUUGGAUCCUAACACAGAGGUACAAUCUGGAUUAGAAGAAACACUGCUUUUCAGUAUGGCUAAAUGGAACUCAAAGCUUAAAUGGCUACUUCUGGUUCAACUCUUGCUGUCAGAUGUGGUAUUUGCCAGAGCUCCACUUGGAAAAUACCACCUUUUUGGACUUCAGAGUAGUCUGCGGCCAGUCACUGAGAAAACAUUCUCAUCCCAAUCAUUUUUGUCGGAAUCUCAAAAUCAAUCUGGAAUAGUGUUCAUCAGCCAGGAGGCUGAGCACAAAUGGGCAGCAAAGCCAAUAAAUGAGCAGGUAGAAUCACCAGUGGUUUCAGAUGAAGAACCUAGUCUCCACCAAGCCCAUCAGCUGGUCUUAGACCUCUCUGCCUUGCUACAAGGUCAGCUGCAUCUCAAAAGCAAUGCAAGCUGCCCGGAGCUUGCUGCUGGGGGUUGGAGAGGAAAUGAAUUUUCUCAGGAGCUACUGGGGUUGGCAAUGGUGCCUGUUUUGGUGUCAGCAGGAUGUUUAUUUGAAGCACAGGCAUUGGUAAUGAAGCUCUACACAGUGCUGGGCCAGAAUGAUACACGUGAACUUUUGCAGGACAUACUGGUGCAGAUCAAGAGAGGCAAAGAGAAAGAAGAAACUCAUAUUGGCAAUCACACCUUUAGAAAUGCAACCCAAACCCCAUACCCUCCUUCCAUGCUAAGCUCUGAGACACAGCACCACCUUCUGGCUGUAAUGUUUAAUAUCAACCAACUAGCUGAGGUGGGAGAGAGAGCUGAUGGUUAUAAUGGCAAAGGUGGGCCUAGGGGACAAUGCAAGGGUUGGAUAAGAGUGAAGGGCACCGUGUUACUAGGGCAGACCGCAUACCAGAGUGGGACUUUGCGUCUUGAGGAGGCACUGCAGGCUUGUCGAAGUUUGGGUCUCCAUUGUGCAGGUGUGACCCAAGAUGGCAGCUCCAGCUCUGGAUCUUAUUGUGUUAUCAUAAGGCCUGGUAGCAGAUUAGUGCCUUCAUCUUCCUCAGAGAGCUGGAUUCAGAGUUGCAGGAAUGGGCCUGUACGUUGGCGCAGAAAUGCAGUAUCUCAGUGUGUAAAUGAAAAGGAAGAGCGAGUGUAUACUGUGGUGGAGUGGAUUCCUGCAGUCUCUACGCUCUAUAAUCUAGGCACAGCUGUUUAUUAUGCUUCAGUCAACUGCUAUGAGACAGCAAAAGAAAGAGCAAUCCUCAGCACUGUGGAUCUGGGCACUGAUGCCCUAAUGGCUGUAACUGGAGGAACCGCAGGGGUGGCUGGUUAUGCUUUAGGAGCAGGCCUAAAAACUGGUGUAAAGACAGGGAUUAAAUACCUGCUAAACAGCAUAAAACAGGAGGAAGACCUGCAAAUGAACCAGAACAGCUGGGAGGAUGGAACUCUCUCAAUCCAAUAAGAGGCCAAGGGAAAAUGAAUAAAAAGAACAUAACAUAAGAAUUAGAAGGACAAUAACACUGCUUCAUUGAACAAUGCUUCAUUGCAAGGAUUUUUUCCACUUCUAUAAUAAAUGUUUGAUUUAUCAUAUCAUUAAAAUUUUAUUUUACAUGAUAUGACCCGAUUAAAGGUAAGUGCUGUAAACAUUUUUUGUUAUCAGUGCCAUUGUAGAAAUGCACUAUUCGCAAUCAGCCAUAAUUAAUUUAUUAUGCAAACGUAAGUGUCCAAUAAAGGGGGGUAAUCGAGGUAAAGUGAAUAGUGUUUGACUGACCAUAUAAUUUUAACAUGUAGCCUACUACUGCUGUGUUUGCAGACUUCAUAUUAUGUAAAUGCACAUAAUAUAAUUUUUUUUCAAGAGUACUACUGAUUUCUUUAUGUGUAAAAGUUUUAAAGGGGACCUAUUAUGCAAAAUUCACUUUUACAUGGUGUUUGAACAUAAAUGUGGGUCGGCAGUGUGUGUACACAACCACCCUACAAUGUUAAAAGUCCACGAACUCCUCUUUCUUAUAUUUCUAUUAAUCUAAAACGGUGUCUCAAAGUGAUUGGUUUUCGUUUCUGCUCUAACGUGAUGUCACGUUAGAGCAGGCCCCACCCACGACUGGUGACGGACUCCACCCUAUUAUCAUAGAUCCGCCCCGAGUGAUCUACACACAGUCCGCCAAUUAUUUCCACACUGGAGCAGCUACGGUGAGAAGAAUAAUGUCUCAGCUUCGUAAGCGUCAUAAGUGUUCUGUUGUUGGCUGUAAAAGUGAACAUAAGAGUCCCGGCAUCAGAGCCACUGAAGACGCAUUGGACAAGUUUUGUUUUUGAAGCAAAUGUGCCCCAAAACAUACCAAAAUUCAUGUAUGUUUGUGCAAAUCAUUUUACACCGGACUGCUUUGUGAAAGAGGGUCAAUAUAAAGCAGGAUUUUCCAAAAAUUUGAUUCUCAAGCAUGGAUCAGUACCAACUGUUCGUGUUCCAACUUUAUAUCCUGAAGAUGUAAGUAUUGCACUUUAUAUUUUGUGAAUGUUUGCAAAUCGCCUUUCUGAAUGUGCUUGUUAGCUGAUUCCACGGCUAAUGCAGAUAAAGUUACCAUUGUCUCUGUUUGUAUUCACGGAGAACAGAGCUAUGUCAUUAUUUUUACGCUUACUGUCUGUAUAAUUCAUAACCGCACCUUUAUUAUGCACAAUACAGUAAGGUGAUUGUCUUUUUGAAAACUAUGUACAUUUUCUGUGAACAUAAGAGAGUUGUACUAAAUGUGGAAUGUUUACUUGCAAAGGCCAGCACAUCUGCACAGACUGCUGUCUGAUUUGUUGUUGCUGUAGCUGUAAAGGCACAGCCCUCUUCUGGAAAGGUAGCUGGGAGCAGCAGCUCAUUUGCAUUUAAAGAGACACACAUGAAAACAGUGUGUUUUUGAUUCCACCCAAAAAGAGGCAUUUACAACAUGGUAUAAUAAAUGAUCAGUGGGGUAUUUUGAGCUGAAAAUUCACAGACACAUUCUGGGGACACCUGAGAUUUAUAUUACAUUUUGUAAAAAGGGCAAUAAUAGGUCUCCUUUAAAUUUAGGGAAAAAUUACAGAGUGCAACUUUAAGAAGUGAGUUGUAUAUGUUCGGAUCAUAAAGGCUAAUGUUCACAGUGACAAUUAACAAAAUCAGUCACAAUCAUUCAAUCAUUCGCAGUGUAUGAGUAAAGCAAUAAUAUUGAAAGCUAGUGUUCUCAUCUCCUACUCUUUUUAAUUUUGAGUAGAUGAAAAAGAGAGAUGAUCUUCUGGGCUACACAUGGCAUGCAUGAUCAACUUUAAUCGAGAUUAAUUUAAAUUAUGGCACGUUGUAUGUUUAUUAUGCUUGUUACCAUGGCCAUGGUUAUCACUAAAAACAGUAACACUCAACCAUAACAUAUUUCAUUGCUACAGUUUAAUCGAACACAUACAAAAAUGGUGCAUGUAAUAAUGAAAUGAUUUUAGUCUGUGUACAUUUUCUAUUUUAAUUAGUUUUAGAGAUAUUUGAAUGGACCUUAUUCAAGUAGCACCAUAUUUAAUUUUUGACAGGAAGGACACUGACGCUAUGAGGUAUAGUACAGUCUCUUCAACCAGUUGUACUGUUGUUUAAUCCUUUAAUGCAUACCUCAGGUCUUUAGUGACCUGGGACCUCAUUCCACCCCCUGUACCUCAUUCAUUUCACAUACAUAUUAUACAUGCUAUUUCUUACUUAGGGUGGCACUGAUGUGUCAGUGAUUGACUUGAUUUACAUUUGACUUUGCUAUUUGACAAAAAAGCAAUGUGGAAGUAGACUAUAACAAGUGUAACACAUGAACAGUAUGGUUUGUCUUUUGUCAUUUGGGUGUACUACUGAAAUUAUGUAAUUUGUGCAUCUAUUUCUCAAAAAGUGCCUAAGAAAAAACAUAUGUGUAGCUUAUGUGUGAAUUAUGUGUUAUGUGUAGCUCAAUAUGUGUUUGACAGCCAGUUUCAUUGUGGAAGUAAUGAAUCCUGUUCUAUAUUUGUUGCAUCAUCUCUUUGAUAUAUGAAAAAUGAAACAGAAAAAUAUAUCAGAAUACAUUCUAUUCCACUA